CUGGGGAUGGCGGCGGGUAUGACAGCCAGGCGUGGCGAUUUGUUUGUGUUCGAAUUUACAAGCAGCUGGAUGACACUUGAUUUCCCCUCUCCCUUUUCUUGAGAGGCGAUGUACUGCUGCCCAGCUGUGCAGGAAGUUGGACCCACGAUGGUUGGAGAUGAACAUUCUGAUCGACAUCUGAUGGACUACCUGGGUGCCAUUAAGAGGAACAUGCUGGGGAACCAUUUCUGGGAGUACUACGUGAACGACGCACCCCGUAUUGUGUUGGACAAGCUGGAGAAAUAUGGCUACCGCGUGGUCAGCAUGACAGGGGUAGGCCAGACUCUGGUUUGGUGUCUCCACAAGGAGUAAAAUGGAAGACUGCAGAGUUCCACCUGGACAAACCGUUGCUGAGGAUCAUCUAGCACAGGACUGGCACUGAGCUUCCUCACUGCUUAAUUCCUUUUUGUCCCAGUUUCCAGGUACCCUCAAGAGAAAUGCUGCAUAGUCAAAACUUCACAUAAUGGAAAACAGCCUAAAGGGAGGCAGACAUGCCCACUUAAUUGUAAGGCUAACUCAUGUAUGAAUCCUUUGGAGAGUCAAAGCCUUCUCCUAAGUAUUUGUCUGAAUGGCAGUCUGGAAAAUACCAGCAUUUUAAGUGUUAACCGUGUCCAUUCAGUAAGUAUUUGAGUCAGGUCAAGCACUAGCCUUGUCUUGCCCCUGCUUGGGACUGCCCUGGAGAAGUUCCUCUCACAGAUAAGGCCCCUAUUUAAAUGCAGCUCCGGAAUAGGUGUCUCAGACUAUUUGUUGCACUCUCCUUGGAACAGUAAGAACAGGCUGCCAGACCCAGUCCCUGCUAUUUGAACAAGCUCACUUUAGCCUUGAGAACAGUUUGAAUGUGGACUCUCAGGUGGGAUUAUGGCUAGCAGAGGCAGACAUUGUCCCAGUCAGCCCUGCGACUGCCAUUCCAGUAUAACACCUGCUCUGAGCUAUCUUUAAAGAAGUAGAUUGCAGGAGAAAACACCUGUGAAUUUCAGGUAUUGGCUGUGUAAUUUCACCAACUGCAAUGUAAUUCUUGGAUUGAUUUGUACUGAUCAAUUCCUAUGGUACCUGCUAAAGUAAUAAAGCAUUCAUAAAAGA
This is a messenger RNA of Pelodiscus sinensis (Chinese soft-shelled turtle), 1119 nucleotides long. It is a transcript of the gene GCHFR, whose product is annotated as GTP cyclohydrolase I feedback regulator. The record is from RefSeq and is a predicted model, not a curated record. Lineage: Eukaryota; Metazoa; Chordata; Testudines; Trionychidae. Gene Ontology annotation, cellular component: nucleus; cytoplasm. Gene Ontology annotation, biological process: negative regulation of biosynthetic process. Gene Ontology annotation, molecular function: GTP cyclohydrolase binding.